This is a messenger RNA of Pelagomonas calceolata, 2190 nucleotides long. The record is from the annotation of a GenBank genome assembly. Lineage: Eukaryota; Pelagophyceae; Pelagomonadales; Pelagomonadaceae.
GGCCAUCGCAAUAACGCCCAGCAGGGGCUGCCCUGGACCCCCAAAACAAAGCCGCAACCACCGCACCGCUUGCGCGCCGCGUGCGCUCGCGCGCGGACGCCGGCGCGGGGCCGCACUCCUCCCAAGGGCAGCAGCAUCGGCGCCAUGGGUUUUGGUGAUGGCUUAGGCCGCGAUGCGGAGCUCCAGGCCGCCUAUGCGGAUAGAGCGACGGUGAAGGCGCGGCGCAUGGCCUCCAUUUACAGGACAAGGCGGCCCGGCUACGAGGACACGCGCAAGUGGCGCUCGACAAAACUACCAGAUGCGGUCCUCGCCGUCGGCGCGCGCAUGGCCGCGUCGCGCUACGCGUCGCCGACACCAUUAACGGUCAUCAAGCCCGACGUCCCGCCGACGAUGCGCCGGUCGAUCGUGCCGCGGCGGACGUCCAUCCAACCGCCGUUGCAGCAGAAGAAGGUGCGCUUCGCCGCGCCGUCUCCCCUAGAAAUGUUUCCUGUCACGCGCGACACGACGAUCACGGACGUCUGGGCGCCGCGCGCCGUCGAGAAGAAGGCGGCCUGGCUGUUUGGUGAUUCUGAUGACGACUUUGGGUUAGCGCGCGAAGAUAGUCUGGGGAGGGACUUCCGGCGCUUCGAGGGCGGCGGGCUCUUUAAUACAUUAGGCCAGGAAAAAGAAACGGCCCAAAAGGCGUCGCGGGCCUUCCUCAUGACGCCCGUGUCAGGAAUGAGAGAUGAGGGCUACGCCAUCGUGCCCCGGUCGGAACUGCGGGAGCUCGCCUCGCUCGAAGGCAACCUGCGGAGGGAGCGGCGGUCCUUCGUCCAGGACUGCGAGCACCUCGUCGCGAAGAAGGCCAUGCUGCCCUCGCAAAAGUACUCGCUGAGCGAACCGUCGCCCGUGGCGACGUAUGUGCUCGUGGCGACGUGCGAUCGAGAAAUCAGACGGUGCGAGGCCACGGUCAGGGCCAUGUACGACGCGCGGCGGAAGGAGGCCGCCAGAGAAAGAGCGGCUAGACCCUGGCGUAAAACGGUGGAUGCGAAGGAGCUGCCGCCGUUGGGCGGUGGGCUGUCGGGCAAAUUACGGCCGGAGACCGACCUAGUGAUGGCGAAACUCGCCCUCAAGACGGGGAGCUGGGAUGCUUACUUAAAAAGAAGACUGUGGCACAGAAGGAUGGCCGAGACCGAGGCCAUGGCCUUUGAAGAUGGUUAUAGUAGGUGCGCGUUCCGGGCUCAUGACGCGCGUGUGCAGCGGGCGGACUACCAGGUCUAUGUGGAGCUGGUGGCGAGGUACGGCGUGCCCUUUUCAGAAGAUGAAUUUAAUGCCCUGGGCCCAAAGGCGGGCAGCACGUUCCGGGACCUUUGUAACGAUGCUGCGAUAAAAUGGCAGCGCAUGUGGUGGUUCUACGCGCCCGUUUAUAGACUACGACGCGACCGCGCUUCUACGAUAAUACAAAAACAUAUGAGGGGCGUCAAUACCAGGAGGAGAUGGGCGCCCAUCGUCCAGCUCCGGCUCGAGUCGGGAAGGCAACGGCCUCUACGCAUGGCCCUGGGCCACUGGCACCGGUGCAUCUUGAGAACUAUAAGAGCUCGCCAUUUGGUGUUUCGCAUCAAGCACCACAAAUCGAAACGCAUGUUGAAGGCCUGGCGUUCCUUGGUUGGAGACGAGCUCGCGUCGAUCGUCGUGGAUCAAGUCCUGGACGAAUUUGCGGAUGAAAAGAUGCAGCAGCACGUCAACCGCUACUUCGGCGACUACGUGAAGUCGACGGGUCUGCGCUUCGAAAUGCUCGCGAACGACGGCGUCGAGAAGUGCGUCGAGCCCAUCGUCGAGCUCACGGUCGAAGGCAUCAUCGACGAGUUUUGUGAAUACGACACCUUACCGGCCUGGAUGGACCAGAACUGGUUCCUCCAGAAGUGCUCCUACGAGAACCAUGUGUCGCUGGUGCGGGCGGGCGUCUUACCUUCCGACUUGUUCGCGGAAUCCAAAAGGGACUACAUCUGGGCGCAGAACGCAACCAUCAUCCAAAGAGCGUGUCGAGGAAGGAUGGGCCGCGACCGCGUGCGCCAGAAGCUGGCGCGGACUUAUAGAAAACGCUGGGACGGCCGGCGCUUCUACUACGUCAAUUUGAAGACUGACGAGCGGCUGGACCGGCGCCCGCGGCUCAUCGGGAUGCUGUUCCCGCGGAGCGUGUUUUAAGGAGAA